GUUUAAUUUAUGUAGGGUUCAUAACGCGGCAUCCUUAAAAUGUCUUCUGUUGUACUGCAGUUGGUGAAGUUCUUGUGGCUGCCGUUGAUUGUUUGCAGUGCCACCAACGAUAAGUCGGGAUUGCAACAAUGUACGGACCUGCUGAACACCCAAAAGUUGGUUUCCUGUUGCGGAAAGUCCUUUCUCGAUAAGUUUCUGUUCAUUGGCAGCAAUUGUACACCCUAUUGGGAUAAUUAUGGUCCUUGCCGCUAUGAGUGCCUGUAUAACCAUUGGAAUAUUCUUGAUAAGGAAAACAAGAUUAGGAAACCAGAACUUUAUCUGAUGAUCACAACCCUGUACAGUCCCCUGAAUGGUUACGAUAAAUAUGGAACUGCCUUGAAGGCAGCCCAUGAGACCUGUGAGGCCUUGGGCUCAAGACACGCCGACUUUCUGUUGCUCUACUCCAAUCAGUUGACGGAGGAAAUAGGAAUGGACUCCUCCACUUGCUUACCAUAUGCGAUGCUACAUGCCCAGUGCACCACGGUGUACCUAACCGCCGAUUGUCCUCCCGAAAACUGGAGGGGAGAUGAAGACUGCGACAGUCUUAAAAAAACUUUGUCCACCUGCACGAAAAAGUUGGAUGAAAAGACAGAUGAUAUGGAGGCAAGGGAGAUGGCUAAGCAAAGUGGCUGUAACUUAGAUUCCGAGGGAUUCCAACUGGUAGUGUCUAGCAUUUUAACCAUCAUAAUCUCAAGGCUCUUGUCAGAUUAG
Drosophila eugracilis is the source of this 750-nucleotide messenger RNA. RefSeq lists its product as uncharacterized. The transcript has 2 exons. Bases 40 to 750 code for a protein of 236 amino acids. NCBI's taxonomy places the organism in Eukaryota, Metazoa, Arthropoda, Insecta, Diptera, Drosophilidae. The record is from RefSeq and is a predicted model, not a curated record.